Tachysurus vachellii is the source of this 1186-nucleotide messenger RNA. RefSeq lists its product as uncharacterized. Gene Ontology annotation, molecular function: protein tag activity; ubiquitin protein ligase binding. Gene Ontology annotation, biological process: modification-dependent protein catabolic process; protein ubiquitination. The transcript is spliced from 2 exons. The coding region runs from base 176 to 649 and encodes 157 amino acids. The record is from RefSeq and is a predicted model, not a curated record. Lineage: Eukaryota; Metazoa; Chordata; Actinopteri; Siluriformes; Bagridae. Gene Ontology annotation, cellular component: nucleus; cytoplasm.
CUCCCAUUGGUGGUCAUGCUGAUAAUGGGCGUGUCUGUUAGACUAUAUUAGGACCCGCGGUCAGCUGCAGGGGGCGUUGUCUGGGUUUGUAUCUGAUGCUCGAGGACGUAAAGAGAAAAAGACAUUUGAGGACAAAUACAUCACCUGUAAAGGAGGUCAUUAAGAAGAGGAUAUUAUGGAGCUCAUCAUCAAAGUCCUGAGUGGGGAAACAAAGACCGUGCAAGUGAAUCCAGGUGACACAAUUGGUGCACUCAAGCAAAAAGUCGCCCAAAUCUUUAAUGCAAGACCUUCACGGCUGAGGCUUUCUGUCACCAAUGGGUGUGUCGUGCAGCUGGACAAUGACCAGAGGACUGUGAGCCAUUAUGGUCUGAGUUCAGGGGUCACAGUGAUGCUGCUGAUCUCCAAUUCUCCCGUGCCGCUUCAGGUGUUUGUGAAGAAUGAGAAGGGACAGACGAAGACAUAUGACAUCACUGACGAUGAAACGGUUGAUCAGUUGAUGAAAAAGGUACGCCAGAAAGAAGGAGUACCAGAGGACCAGCAGCGGCUGAUAUACGGCGGUCAACAGCUCAACUCUGGCAGGAGGCUGCAGGAUUACGGCAUUGUUUCUGGAAGCACCAUUCAUAUGACCCUCCGUCUGCGUGGAGGCUGAUGGGACAGAAACACUUGAGGCUGAUGGGACUCAUUUUAGUCUAAAAAAUUACAUUUAAUGUGAUUCUUCUGUAAUGUCUGUUAAUUUCUAAUUGCACUCAAUUGAUUUUCCUUUUUUUUGUUUUUUGAGUCAUUUUCUGCAGUAUUCUUUCCUAUUCCAGUAUCCAAAACCUUCCAAUAUUCAUAAAAUUGUAUUACAUUUGCUUGCUUCAACAGUUGCAUUUUUGCUUUUAGAAUGAUUAAUUAACACAUAGUAGAAAUAAUUUAAGAAUAAUGUAAUAUAUGUGUGUGUGUGUGUGUGUGUGUGUGUGUGUGUGUGUGUGUGUGUGUGUGUGUGUAAUUGCUAUCUGGGUACACGUCAGCUGUUAAAAGAUUACAGUAAAAUGUGAUAAAAUAACUGAUUUUAAAUUGUUAAUACUUUGUUGUAAUACUAUAAAAGAUUAAAGUAACUGUGAUAGUUUAUUUUGUUAUGGGUCUUAUAAGUAAAUUCAAUUUAUUUAUAUUUAAAUACAAAUAUUUAUUAAAAUGGCUGAAUUUC